AUGGAGGUGGGCGGGGUCUGUGGGACGCGCGAGGGCAGCGCUCUUACGUGGACGCAGCAGUGGAGUGCAAGUGUACGCCCUCGCUCUCUCACUCGCUGGCAGAGCCCGGCCCUGCAACACGGUGAAUCUUGUUUAAGUGUCCCCUGUCUUUUUCAGGCACAGUCACCUUUUGCUACAGGCCCCAGGCAAAGUGACGGGACAUUAUAUGAAUUCCGGACCUAUUUACUCAAGCCCUCAAAGACGAAAGAGUUCCUAGAAAACUUUAAGCAAAAUGUUCACCUUCGGACCGCUCACUCUGAAUUGAUCGGAUAUUGGACUGUAGAAUUUGGAGGCAGAACGAACAAAGUGUUCCAUAUUUGGAAGUAUGACAAUUUUGCUCAUCGAACUGCAGUCCGCAAAGCCUUGGCCAAUGAUAAGGAAUGGCAAGAGCGAUUCCUCAUUCCCAACUUGGCUUUCAUUGAUAAACAGGAGGUUGAGAUUACCUACCUGGUGCCAUGGUGCAAAAUAGGAACACCUCCCAAGGAAGGAGUCUAUGAACUGGCUACGUUUCAGAUGAAGCCUGGUGGCCCAGCUCUGUGGGGGAAUGCGUUCAAAAGGGCAGUAAACGCCCAUGUUGAUCUUGGCUACUCUACGCUAGUUGGUGUUUUCCACACUGAAUACGGAGCCCUCAACAGAGUCCACGUUCUGUGGUGGAACGAGAGUGCAGACAGUCGCGCCGCUGGGAGACACUGGUCUCACGAGGACCCCAGAGUCGUGGCUGCUGUUCGGGAAAGUGUCAACUACCUAGAGUCUCAGCAGAACAUGUUCCUGCUUCCGGCGUCAUUUUCACCACUGAAGUAGUUUCCUGCCUAGGAUCCAGCAUCCAAUCCCAGAUGUGAGGUGUGCCUACAGUGGAUGCCUCCUGUCUC
Molecule: messenger RNA, 908 nt
Organism: Acomys russatus (golden spiny mouse)
Lineage: Eukaryota; Metazoa; Chordata; Mammalia; Rodentia; Muridae
Gene: Nipsnap3a
Product: nipsnap homolog 3A
Exons: 6
Coding region: 1-840 (279 amino acids)
Cellular component (GO): mitochondrion
Source: RefSeq, a predicted model, not a curated record